Lodderomyces theae is the source of this 306-nucleotide messenger RNA. RefSeq names its product Pet100p (gene PET100). Gene Ontology annotation, biological process: mitochondrial respiratory chain complex IV assembly. Bases 1 to 306 code for a protein of 101 amino acids. Gene Ontology annotation, cellular component: mitochondrion; mitochondrial inner membrane. The record is from RefSeq and is a predicted model, not a curated record. The transcript has 2 exons. Lineage: Eukaryota; Fungi; Ascomycota; Pichiomycetes; Serinales; Debaryomycetaceae.
AUGGGCUACAUAAACAGAUUCAUACAUAGUAUAACGCGUACCCAACUAGAAACGACAAAAUUUGGUUUCUAUUUGCUCUCGCCAAUCUUGAUCAUGUACUAUGUUGGUUUAGACACGGAUAAGAAGUUUAAUUUGCCUGGGUUUUGGCCAGAUCCAGCCACUUUGAACCAAAUACCCAAGGAACCCCACGAGAUACAAGCUGAAGUGGCAAGGAUAAGAAAAGCUAGGGCUGAGAAGAGGGCUAGAUUGGAAGCCAAGGCCAAGGAGUUGGGUAUAACCGAGGAGGAUGCUGAUGAGAAAGAGUAG